This is a messenger RNA of Fonsecaea multimorphosa CBS 102226, 1026 nucleotides long. RefSeq lists its product as uncharacterized. The transcript has a single exon. Lineage: Eukaryota; Fungi; Ascomycota; Eurotiomycetes; Chaetothyriales; Herpotrichiellaceae. The coding region runs from base 1 to 1026 and encodes 341 amino acids. The record is from RefSeq and is a predicted model, not a curated record.
AUGUUGUACAGUGCAAUUGCUACGAUAUCUCUCGGUCGGGCGUCGGCCGGCCACAGUCUGCCAACAAAGAUCCAACGAGCAGCAUCAGCAGGCUUUUCGGGUUUAGAAAUAUUCUACGAAUGUUUGGACUUUUUCGCCCGCGAAAUCGAAGGCCUUGACACUGAGCCGUCCCAUAAAGGAUUGCUUGAGGCUGCUCGACGUGUUCGCGCAAUAUGCGACAAUCUCCAGCUCGCGGUCGUUUGCCUGCAGCCUUUCAUGUUCUUUGAAGGUCUGGUAGACGUGAAGGAACGAGAAGAAAAGUUUGUGCUCUUGCAGUUCUGGUUCGAGCUUUGCAGAGAACUUGGCACCGACCUGAUCCAGAUACCCUCGAAUUUCCAAUCUCACGGCACAACGGGGGACAUGGAACGUGUUGUGACGGACUUGAGAACUGCCGCCCAGUCGGGCUUGGAACAAUCGCCACCUGUGCGAUUUGCCUACGAGGCAGUUUCCUGGGCAAAUUAUUACGACCUUUGGGAACAAAGCUGGGCCAUUACAAAACAAGUUAACAUGCCAAACUUCGGUCUUUGUCUCGAUGUGUUCCAUUUCGCGGGACGCGUGUGGGCGGAUCCUUCGGCAGCGUCAGGUGUGAACGAACAUUGUGAUGAACAGCUAAAUAGAUCUCUUGAGCAGCUUGUGCGAGAAGUGGAUCCAGUGAAGAUAUUUUACGUUCAAGUUGGAGAUGCUGAACGACUCGAAAGGCCAAUCGUUCCUGGUCAUCCCUUUUUCCAGGAGGGUGUAAAGCCGAGAAUGAGCUGGUCUAGAAAUGCCCGUCUUUUCGCGUUUGAAAGACACCUCCGUGGCUGUUUGCCUGUGGAGAAAGUCUGCCAGGCAAUCUUUGUGCGGCUGGCAUGGCAAGGCUGGGUCAGUAUGGAGAUGUUUCACAAAUCUUUGUAUGGGACGGAAAGCACUUUGGUGGACCAUAUGGCUGAGAGGGCGGAGGCUUCAUGGUCAAAUUUCAGACUCUUUGUCGAGUCGAGCAAGCCAUAA